CGGGGAAGCUCUUUCCAAGGUCAUGCUCCUCCGCUGCAACCUGCAGUUCCUUUUAUCCAUGUUCCACUUGACCUCGACAACAUAGACAGACUUUUCACCUCGUUCCGUUGAUCAUGUACGAGCGAAAGCUGUCAAAUCCCGCAGAUCCUCGGUCAUACGUGCCGAACACCUGCUCGUCGGCCUAACGUCCUGCUAUCCACACUCUGUCAGGUGGUCUGAUAUCAUCCGAAGGUGGGACUGACGAAGCUUUGUAGUUUCCUGAAUCUUCAGUCGAAGGCUCCUUCCUGUCUUCCCAAACUCACUCCAUUUGCAGCAUAUCAUAUCGUUGCCAUUAGCACCUGCUAACGUUGCUGUCAAGACGGUCACCAUGCGAGCCUUACGGUAUCAUGGCGUCAAAGAUCUCCGCUUGGAGCACGACGUGCCAGAACCAAAAUGCGGGGAUAAUCAGGUCAAGGUAAAACCUGCUUUCUGUGGCAUAUGCGGAACGGAUCUACACGAAUACUUCUCUCCAACAUUUAUUCCAGGGAAGGAUUCCCCUCACCCAAUUACCAAAGAGGUUAUGCCCAUUGCUAUCGGGCACGAGUUUAGCGGCGAAGUGGUCGAGAUCGGUGCCAAUGUUGAUACCUCUCUCAAACCUGGCGAUAAAGUUGCCGUCCAGCCCACACUGGCUUGCUUCUCUUGCGAACCUUGCCAUGGAGGACAUAUCAACUCCUGCGAAAAGGGAGGCUUUGUAGGCCUGAGUGGCGGCGGAGGCGGGAUGACGGACUUCGUUUGUGUCGACCCACAGUUUGUCUUCAAGCUGCCUGACAACAUCAGCCUGGAUGUCGCUGCACUGGUUGAACCAUUGGCCGUGGCCUGGCACGCGGUCGAUCAAUAUGAUAUCGUAUCCGGAGAGACCGAUGCAUUGGUGUUUGGUGCAGGACCAAUUGGCCUGGCUGUCAUCCAAUGUUUGAAGGCACGAGGUGCCCGCACAAUUAUUGUUGUUGAGUUGGCCAAACAGAGACAGGAACACGCAUUUCAUUUCGGAGCGACGCACCUGAUUGAUCCAACAAAAGAAGAUACUGUGAAACGAGCCAAGGAGAUCACGAAUGGUGUUGGUCCGCAUGUGGCCCUCGAUGCCGCGGGUGUGCCCGCCAGCUUGAAAGCCGCUGCCGCUGCGGUCAAGGCCAAAGGGACGAUUGUCAACAUUGCUAUUUGGGAGAAAGAGGUACCUUUCAACCCAAAUCUUCUGGUCUUUGGUGAGAAGACAUAUGUUGGUGUCUUGGGCUACCUUCAAAAAGACUUUGCUGGUGUCAUCGAGCAUAUAGCCAACGGUACCUUGAAGCCCGAAAAGAUGAUCACUGGAAAGAUUAAGAUUGACCGAGUUCCGGAGGACGGAUUCAAACCUCUGAUCGAGGAAAAAGACAAGCACGUCAAGAUACUGGUGGACUGCAGGGCAUAGGAUGGAAUGAUGAGCAUUCCAAGUGGACUGUCAGACCAACAGAGACACUUGCCAAUUGCUAGGGAUAUACAGCCCUCUAAACACAUUUAUAACUCCUCAAUUGUGUUCUUUAUGCACGGCGAUUAACUUCACAAGGCUGGACCCUGCAAGGCUGUCUGGAGUUUCGGUGCUUAGGUCGGCCAAUCAACAUUGUUAAGGCUGACUGACGUCUGUGGAGAAACUCGCCAACUGUUGUUUCUUG
Molecule: messenger RNA, 1682 nt
Organism: Exophiala viscosa
Lineage: Eukaryota; Fungi; Ascomycota; Eurotiomycetes; Chaetothyriales; Herpotrichiellaceae
Exons: 5
Coding region: 368-1441 (357 amino acids)
Biological process (GO): butanediol biosynthetic process
Cellular component (GO): cytoplasm
Molecular function (GO): zinc ion binding; (R,R)-butanediol dehydrogenase activity
Source: RefSeq, a predicted model, not a curated record